This is a messenger RNA of Fusarium tjaetaba, 465 nucleotides long. RefSeq names its product K(+) H(+) antiporter 1. Gene Ontology annotation, cellular component: membrane. The annotation marks the transcript as partial. Lineage: Eukaryota; Fungi; Ascomycota; Sordariomycetes; Hypocreales; Nectriaceae. The transcript has a single exon. Gene Ontology annotation, biological process: proton transmembrane transport. The record is from RefSeq and is a predicted model, not a curated record. Gene Ontology annotation, molecular function: antiporter activity.
AUGUCCUCCACUACGACAGCCGCAGCAGCGACUGCCACGGGCGCGCAUCCCCAGGGCGGCAUCAUCGAAGGCCUCAACCCGAUCCACUACAACCCCAAAGACCCCAUCGCGCUCUUCAUCAUACAGGCCUUCAUUAUCAUAUUCUUCUGCCGCCUGCUCCAAUGGCCGCUCUCCAAGUUCGGCCAGCCGCGUGUCAUCGCAGAAGUCAUCGGCGGCAUCGUCCUCGGCCCCUCCGUCAUGAUGCGCAUCCCCGGCUUCAAGGAGAACAUCUUCCCCACCGAGUCCAUGCCCGUCCUCACCAACGUCGCUACAAUCGGUCUCCUGCUCUUCCUCUUCCUCGUCGGUCUCGAAGUCGAUACGCGCAUGUUCAAGUCCAAUUGGCGCGUCGCUGUCAGCGUUGGCCUGGCUAGUAUGAUGCUGCCCUUUGGUCUUGGUGUUGCGGUCGCUUGGGGCUUGUACGAGGAA